Colletotrichum orchidophilum is the source of this 2493-nucleotide messenger RNA. RefSeq names its product fungal specific transcription factor domain-containing protein. The record is from RefSeq and is a predicted model, not a curated record. Lineage: Eukaryota; Fungi; Ascomycota; Sordariomycetes; Glomerellales; Glomerellaceae. The transcript is spliced from 7 exons. Gene Ontology annotation, biological process: DNA-templated transcription; regulation of DNA-templated transcription. The coding region runs from base 1 to 2493 and encodes 830 amino acids. Gene Ontology annotation, molecular function: DNA-binding transcription factor activity, RNA polymerase II-specific; zinc ion binding; DNA binding.
AUGGAUCCCGAGGACGGCCUGCGCCUGCAACGACACAAGCAGCGUCGCGUGGCGGAUAAGGAGCGGAAGCGGGCAGUUCGAGCCUGUGACGGAUGUCGGCGACUCAAGGAAAAAUGCGACGGAGGAGUCCCUUGCCGCCGGUGCACCCGUCUGCGCCGGCAGUGCGAGUUCCUCACGCCCACGACGCGGGAUGAGCCCGGAACUGAAAACAUGACUAGGCCCCGCCCAUCGCAGCAUGAUGACUCCCAGUUGAGUCAGAGAAUGUCCUACAUGGAGCGGCUUCUUGCGCACUACACCGGCAAGAGCACACUCGACGCCGAGACGUUGAAGACCUUGGCCGAGUCUGUGGAGAAGGGACGACGCACCGGCCCGGAGGCGGCUCCUGGGGCCGGUGCUGAAGCCGAUGUCACCAUGGAGACGGAGGUCGGCGCCGAGGCAGAGGUGCAAUCACAGAGCUCCGACUCGUUCAAGGUGGACGAGAUAACAGUUCAGCCUCUGGAGAACAACAUCACACACUACUCCGGUGAGUUCUCGCACUGGAACUUCUCCAUGCGGAUAAAGCACUGGAUCGAACAAUGUGUAAACGACGCCCCGGAUGGUCCCAAGACACAGUUCAAGGAGUACUAUCGCCCAGAAGAACUCCAGUCGCCCUCCAACACCGUGGCGUCCCUCUCAUCCCUGCCCCCGCGCUAUGUCGCAGACUUCCUCGUCCAGGCCUUCUUCAACCAUGCCGAAACCAGCUACUUCUACGUCGAGCGCCACUGGCUGAUGGACAGGCUGGACCUGGUGUACGAGAACUCGGCCUCUCUGACGCGUCGAGAUGUCGGUACCGUGUGCAUGAUUCUCAUCAUCUUUGCCAUUGGCACGCAGUAUGCCUACCUAGACUCCCGGAACGAGAGGGGCGGGCCGCCGAGUGCCGCCGCCGAUUCGAGCCCCUUUUCAGAGGACACUAUCGGCAUCAUGUUCUACCAGCAGGCAUGCCGGCUGGUCCCAGACGUGAUCACGAUAUCGUCGCUGGAGAGCGUCCAGGCUUGUCUCCUCAUAGGCCUCUACACCUUACCCCUCGACGCCUCGGGACUGUCGUACGUGUACCUCAACCUGGCAGUCAAGCUCGCGAUACAAAACGGGAUGCAUCGGAAGCACCCUGGGGACGGCAUCAAUCCCGUUAUCCGUGAGACGAGGAACCGUGUAUGGUGGACAGCCUACACAACAGAAAAGCGCAUCGGCAUAUUCCAUGGCCGGCCAGUAUCUAUUGCAGCCAGCGACGUCGACGCCGAGCUACCGGUCGACAGGCCAGAGAUCUGGCCCGGUUCAGCACCACCAAACACGGCACACAUGCUGGCAACGCUACAGCUCAACAACGCUCUCAGCCGAAUAGCCCACCAAAUAUCCCUCUUCAAGACGUUUGAAAAGAACGAGAUACCCGAGGGCAUGGCCAAACUCGUCGAGAUGAAGGCCCAACUCCACAACUGGUGGAACAGCCUCCCCGAGCCGACCUUCAUCAAAGACCCCACCACCGGCCCCGCCGUCUUCCGCCCGACAAUGCACCUGAGGCUAGAAUACUGCCUCGUCCGCAUGUUCGCCGGCCGACCCUUCAUAUUCCCCCGCGACUCGGCCCGCGGCAGCACCGCGAGCUCCUCCGGCUCACCCGCAGACUCCGUCGCCGUCACCGUGCUCCCCCCCGGCCCCGGCCCCGGCCCCCGCGCCACCACCACCACCAGUAGCGGCGGCACUACGACGACGACCACCACCAGCAAAACCACCCACCCCCGCGCCGUCCUGGUGGCAGACUGCGUCGACGCGGCCCUCUGCGUCGUGGAAACGUGCCGCCUUCUCCGCAACACCGUCGGCCUCGCCCGCGCCUCGUACACGGAAUUCUCCUCCUGCCGCGCCGCCCUACUCGUCAUCAUCACGCAGUGCCUGCAAAUGAAGACGGACCGCCUCCGCGAUGCGCUGCGCGAGGGCAUGGCGAUGCUGAGAGAAAUGUCCGCAGGCGGCGAGUCGGCCAAGUCGGAAAUGUCCCUCAUUGAGGCCUUUGAGCGCGCCAUCUCCCGGCUGGACAUGGCGGACGAGACCAACGGCGGCACCACCGGCGGCGGCAGCUCCUCCGGCGCCAAGGAGUCGGACUAUGCGCGUUUCAAAAAGUGGGAGAUGCUGUGGAAGACGGACACGCCGGCGCAAGGAGGGGAUACGAGGAGCGAGAGGGACGGCCACGACGCGGCGGUGCCGAUCCCGCCGCACCCCUCGGGCUUGUGGCGGGGCGCCCACGGCCAUUCCGGGGGAGAAGGAGGCGGAGGAGGCCAUGUUGCUCCCGGCGCGGGGCGGCAGGGUACGGCGUCAUUGCCGCCGGCGAUGCCGUUCUUUGGUCUCGAUGGGAGCCUGUCGCCGAUGCCGCCCGCGCUAGACGAGUUCUCGGCUAUGUUUGGGAAUGGCUACGUGCCGGGCUUCGAAGGUAUGGGCGGAAGCGUGAAUGGGAACUGGAUGGGUCUCUAA